GUGUUUUGGUACAGUUCACAACGGCCUGGUGAUCAGCCAACAGUCCAGCUAAGAUUAACUCAUAAACUAGCUGCGGUACCAUGGCUCAAAAGUUUUGCAUCGCCUUUGCCCUCCUGGCAACUGCGGCUAUCCGGGCAGCACCUUUCCACGGCCACGAACACCAUGGCCACCAUGGCGGUGCCACCAGUCACGCCUCCGUGCACCUAACAUCCCACGACGACCACCAGGAUCAUCAUCAUGAGCAUCAUGGGCAGGAUGGGCACCACGACUCCCAUGCUGAAUACGACUUCCACUACGGCGUCAAGGAUCACAAGACUGGGGAUGUCAAGUCGCAGAGCGAGUCGCGACAUGGCCACACGGUUACCGGGCACUAUGAGUUGAUCGACGCCGAUGGCCACAAGCGAACUGUCCACUACACGGCGGACAAGCACAAGGGAUUCGAGGCCCAUGUGCACCGGGAGAAGCUGCACGACCACCACCAGGCGGAGCACCAUGGCCAUGGACACAGCGCUGGACACGUUGAGUUCGAGGAGCACUCCUCGCACUCCGGCCACGAGGAGCACGGUCACGGACAUGGACAUGGAAGCAGCUCCCACAGCUACUCGCUGAAACAGGAACACGGACAUGGACACAGCCACGCUCAGGAUCAUGGCUUUGAGCACGGAUACGGCUACCAUUGAAAACUCGUUAUCGAUCUUUUAUUGAACUCUUACCAAAUACCUAUUGUUGUUAUACCAAAAUAAAGCAGGC
Drosophila erecta is the source of this 750-nucleotide messenger RNA. RefSeq names its product histidine-rich glycoprotein (gene Cpr35B). The record is from RefSeq and is a predicted model, not a curated record. NCBI's taxonomy places the organism in Eukaryota, Metazoa, Arthropoda, Insecta, Diptera, Drosophilidae. The transcript has 2 exons. Gene Ontology annotation, cellular component: extracellular matrix. Bases 81 to 680 code for a protein of 199 amino acids.